UAAUAACAACUACGAUGCCGCGUAUCGGAUUUUAUUUAAACUAAACUUUAAUAGCAGAACAGAGAAAAUAAGGGAACAGACUGGAAUAGCCGACUUGCUGCAACGUGUGGUAAUUGCUGCAUGGCGCAUGGCGAACCCUGAUGAAAACAGUCGAAAUCUCUUGACAACAUAAUAUUUCCCUUAAGCAGGGGAAGAUGUUUGAAGUUUACGAGGCGACGAUAGCGGUAAACAUGCGUGUGUAUCAUUAAUUGUUACACGAAACAGGAAAACCUGUUCGGUUCGUAGAAUCGUUGUACAUCAGAGACCGACUCUGAAUGAGUGAAAAGGUGUAAGGUGAAAGUAAAAUCGUUCGAUAUAUACGCGUGAAAAUAAACGAGCGAUUUGCGGCAUGCUUUUAACGACUCUUUACGCGUGAGUGUCGCAAGCGGCGAAACAUGCUUGUGUUAAGACACUUCGUUGUCGAGCAUGUUAACAUCGUUGUACGCGGCGCGGUGUAUCAACUAACCUAAAACACGCGAUUCCGAUCGACAACAACGUGACGGUAAGAUGUGUUCUUCGGUGAGCGCAAAUCUCUUCACGAUGGCCACAAUCGACAAGUGGAGCAACGCCUGUAGGCUGUGCUCGGAGGAGAAGAACGAGAUGUUGCCUAUUUUCGGCGACGAAGGCGUACAGCGUAAAGUGGCCCAAAAGCUGCGCGCUUGCCUGCCCGUACUCGUUUACAAAAGCGAUCCUUUACCGAAACAGAUCUGUCAGUUUUGUGCAGCCAGACUGGACGACGUGUACCAGUUCAGAGAAUUUUGCCUGAACGUCUACAGGAGUAUGCAAGCCAUGCUGUUGAAGUAUAAUCAGAUAGAAUCUGUGCAGAUAUACCUCGACGCAAUGAGAAACUCGUCAGACCCAUGCCAGGCACAACUUUGUAAGGAAAAAUCUAGAGCGCCACCACCGUUGGUUCCUUUGUCAGCUGCCUUGCCUCUUGAUGAUUUAGUAAUUCCAAUGAAUCAAGUUAGUCAAGAUCAAAAUAUUUGUAUGGAAGUCUUGCCCGAACUGCCAUGUGAAGUGGAGAUCAAGGAGAUGAAUGCGGAUGCAAGUUUGGACGAUGAAGCUGCUAUUUGUGAAGCACUGAAUAUAAGACGGAAAACAUCAGAUGCAUUUGAUAUGAACAUAAACAUAAAAAAGGAUAUCUCUAUUAUAUCCGAUACAGAAGAGAACAAGGUGAUUAUUAAGACAGAGUAUCAAACGAAAAAAGAAGGGAAACGGCUCAGUAUCUUAGAGCAAGUGCUAACCGGUAGUUUAACAGUGAAUAAUCACCAGCAACUACAAUCUAAACAAAAAUUAACUUCGGAAUGGUGGUGCGCGCCUUGCAACAGCUAUUACAAAUCAAAGGAGAUUUUAGUGAAACACAUGCAAUUGGACUGCCCACGUGUAUAUACUUGUAGAACAUGUUCUUUAUCUUUUGACUCUGUUGAAAUCUUGGCAAAGCAUGAGGCAAAUAAUCACUUAAAAGUCAAGUUAAAUUUCGCAGGCAGCUUGAAAGAGUGUCAUCAGUGCGAUCGACAGUUUGCAAGCUGGGAAAUGUUGAGACAACACAGAUUACGCGACCACUUAGCCGAAUUGAGCGAGAUUGGAUCCAAAACAUGGUGUUCAUUAUGCAAUAGAUUUUUUCCCACAGUAGAAACAUAUCAAAAACACAUCCAAUUACACCAAAUAAAUGAGAAUUCCGUAGUGCCGCAAAAACUGCCUUCUGCAGAAUUUUUAAUAUCAAAGAUAGCAGAACGACCGAGAGAGAUUAAAAAGGAAGAACAUUUUUAUGAAAGCGGAAGAUCUCUUACAUGUCCCACUUGCGGAAAGGUUUGCACCCAACAAAGUGCGUUAUCAAAUCACAUGCGCACUCAUGAGCCAAAAAGAUACAAAUGCGAGAUUUGCGGCCGGUCAUUUGGACUUUUUAUACGUCUAGCCGCGCACAGAAUGUCGGAACAUAAUAAGCAGCCAUCAAUGUUGUCAGCAGUCGAGCAAGAAGAAGCGCUCAAUGCUGAGAGAGAAGCAAGGGAAGCAAGGGAAGCAAGGAGUCGUGGGAUUAAAAAUAAAUCUUAUCCGGAGAUGAUAGAGAGAAAUGAUAUUCCGUCGGACGACGAGCCUUCAGUAAAACGUAGCAAUUCUAAAAACGUAGCAAGAUGCGGCAUCUGUCAGCAGUGGUUCGGUGAUCACACCACGAUGUUGACGCAUCUUCAAACGCACUCGGAGAAUUUUUCCUAUAAAAGUUUCACGUGUCAAAUAUGUAAAAAGUCAUUUAAGGAACAAUGGCAGCUGCUCAGGCACGAGAUUUGUCAUAAACAAAUUUGCUCAUCGCCCGAUCACACUUCGCUGUACACAUCCGCUGUUAGCGGCAAACCGCUGACGGACAAGGCGCAUCAGAAGACGCACACGGUGGACAGAACCUACCAUUGUGCAAAGUGUAACAAGAUCUUCUUCAAAGAGGUAUCGCUGCUCGCUCAUCAAUGUACGGGCGUGGCGCUGUUUGGAAAGAAAGUCACCGCGAAACUUUUGCAAAGGACACCGAAUCGUACCAACAAGAGAUACAAUUGUUCCAAGUGUGAGGCGUCUUUUUCAAGCUCACAAUCGCGAAAUGCUCAUAUGCGAAUGCACUCCGAAAGCACGAAAAUCAAUACGGCACAGACACAGGAGAUAAAAGUUGAAACAGAUGACGAACCGAUGCCAAAAUUACGACCGGAGACAUCGCUGGAAUACGAUAUAUCUCCUAUCGAGCCAAAAGUUGAGAUCAACGAGCAGAGCGCGCCGCCACCUCUCAAACGAACUCUUAUCAAAACUGCUAACGGAUACCGAUGCGGUGUGUGCCAGUCGCCGUUCAUAUCGCGAGAGCUCGCCAUUGCGCAUUUAAGAUCAGCACAUCCCGUGAUGCCAUAUCAGUGUCCUUAUUGCAAAAUACGCUUCACGACGCAGUACACGUUCACCCACCACAUCAGAACGGAGCAUCCAGACGAGCCCGAGAAAUGAAGGUCAUCGGAAAUUUAGAGGGAGGGAGUAGACAAAUGAUAUCACAAUAUGUGCCUCGUACUGCAUGUGAGAAUUCUGUUUAUACGAUAUGAUAAGAUGAGACACGUGAAGCAUGUGAUAAAUUAAUAUUCUCUGUUUCACAAAAGAAUGGCCUCGAUUUUCGUCCGUUUGUCUGAUCUUCUUUCUUUUU
Messenger RNA from Linepithema humile (Argentine ant), 3202 nucleotides. Its product is annotated as PR domain zinc finger protein 5-like. Gene Ontology annotation, cellular component: nucleus. Lineage: Eukaryota; Metazoa; Arthropoda; Insecta; Hymenoptera; Formicidae. The record is from RefSeq and is a predicted model, not a curated record. Gene Ontology annotation, biological process: regulation of transcription by RNA polymerase II. Gene Ontology annotation, molecular function: zinc ion binding; RNA polymerase II cis-regulatory region sequence-specific DNA binding; DNA-binding transcription factor activity, RNA polymerase II-specific.